AGCGGUUGCGCGCUGCUCGUGACCUUCAGUGUGCCAGAUUCAGCACAAUGGCGCCCUCCAGGAAGUUCUUCGUUGGGGGGAACUGGAAGAUGAACGGGCGGAAGAACAAUCUGGGGGAGCUCAUCAACACUCUGAACGCGGCCAAGGUGCCGGCCGACACCGAGGUGGUUUGCGCACCCCCCACCGUCUACAUUGACUUCGCCCGGCAGAAGCUAGAUCCCAAGAUUGCAGUGGCUGCGCAGAACUGCUACAAAGUGGCUAACGGGGCCUUUACGGGGGAGAUCAGCCCUGGCAUGAUCAAAGACUGUGGAGCCACGUGGGUGGUCCUGGGGCACUCGGAGAGAAGGCACGUCUUUGGGGAGUCAGAUGAGCUGAUUGGGCAGAAGGUGGCUCACGCCCUGGCAGAGGGACUUGGAGUAAUCGCCUGCAUUGGGGAGAAGCUAGAUGAGAGGGAAGCUGGCAUCACUGAGAAGGUCGUUUUCGAGCAAACCAAGGUCAUCGCAGAUAAUGUGAAGGACUGGGGCAAGGUCGUCCUGGCCUAUGAGCCUGUGUGGGCCAUUGGUACUGGCAAGACUGCGACACCCCAACAGGCCCAGGAAGUACACGAAAAGCUCCGGGGAUGGCUUAAGUCCAACAUCUCUGAUGCAGUGGCUCACAGCACCCGCAUCAUUUAUGGGGGUUCUGUGACUGGGGCAACCUGCAAGGAGCUGGCAAGCCAGCCUGACGUGGAUGGCUUCCUUGUGGGGGGCGCUUCCCUCAAGCCUGAAUUCGUGGACAUCAUCAAUGCCAAACAUUAAGCCCUGCCCGUCUCUGCUACCCUUCCUGCUGAGACAGGGACUAGGUAGCUCAGAAGCCCAGUAACUACUGCCCCCCGACCUUCACACGUGCUUCUGAU
This is a messenger RNA of Mesoplodon densirostris (Blainville's beaked whale), 895 nucleotides long. RefSeq names its product triosephosphate isomerase 1 (gene TPI1). NCBI's taxonomy places the organism in Eukaryota, Metazoa, Chordata, Mammalia, Artiodactyla, Ziphiidae. Gene Ontology annotation, molecular function: triose-phosphate isomerase activity. Bases 48 to 797 code for a protein of 249 amino acids. Gene Ontology annotation, biological process: gluconeogenesis; glyceraldehyde-3-phosphate biosynthetic process; glycolytic process. Gene Ontology annotation, cellular component: cytosol. The record is from RefSeq and is a predicted model, not a curated record. The transcript has 7 exons.